UGCGCGCGUGUUCACGUGACCGUAAGUGCGCCUCGGAGGGAAGAAGCUGCAGAGAAGACGCCACCACUGCGGCGCCUUGUUGACUCUUUCCACUAGACUUUGGAACGCAAAGUUCAGAUUUGACAACUAAACGGGAUGUUUUCGCUCGGGGAGGCGAUGGAGUUUCUCAUUGGAAACGCCUUUUCAACACCUGUGGGUCAGAGAAUCGAGCGAGCGACCAGUGGCUUUCUGCAGUCAGAGGACUGGGGGCUCAACAUGGAGAUUUGUGACAUCAUAAAUGAGACGGAUGAAGGACCAAGAGAUGCAGUCAAAGCCAUUAAGAAGAGAAUUGUGGGUAACAAGAACUUCAGACAAAUCAUGUUGGCCCUUACAGUUCUUGAGUCAUGUGUGAAGAACUGUGGCCACCGCUUCCACGUUCUUGUGGCGUCGCAGGACUUUGUCGAAGGCGUUUUGGUGCGUGCCAUUUUGCCCAAACAUAACCCACCCACUGCCCUGCAUGACAGGGUGCUCAGUCUCAUACAGUCAUGGGCUGAUGCCUUUCGUACGUCGCCCUCCCUCGCGGGGGUGGUGUAUGUUUACGAUGACCUAAGGAGACGAGGUUUGGAGUUUCCCAUGACAGACUUGGAUGCGCUGUCGCCCAUUCACACUCCCAGCAGGACGGUCCCAGAAAUGGAGACACCUGAGACGACGGAAGUGUCUCCCCGUCAGUCACAACCACAAUCUCCUUCCAGUUGUCCCAGUCAAAAUACUUCACCUGUAUCUCAGCCUAUUGAGCAACCAAACACCCUCUCUGCAGAGCAGAAAGAAAAGCUACAAAGAGAGGUGGCGCUGGUCAAGGGAAACCUUACUGUGAUGUCCGAAAUGCUGAAUGAACUUAAACCCGGACAGAGCCCGCUAAAUGAUACAGAACUGCUACAGCAACUGUACUCAGUGUGUAAGAACAUGCAGACUCGAGUGGUGGAGCUCAUCCCUCAAUUGCAGGAUGAAGGACUCAUUGAGGAGCUUCUCGUGGUUAAUGAUGACCUCAACAAUGCUUUCAUUCGUUAUGAGAGGUUUGACAGACUAAACAAGGCACAAACUACAAAUGGCGAACAGCAGAGUUCUGUCAGCAGUCCAAACCUCAAAGACUUUACCCUGGAGCCUUCAACACUGAGCCAGCCUGCCGUCAUCACAGCAACCAGCCAACCCGAAGCCAACACACGAGCCAGUCACACUCAGUCGGUCAACCACAAAGAGGAGGAAGAGUUUGACAUGUUUGCCCAAACCCGAGGCAGUUCCUUAGCAGAGCAGAGAAAAAGCGUCAGGUAUGAGGAUCCAGGAGCUGUGGAGGGCCUUGCUGGGGCGCUGGACUCAAGGUUGCAGGUCACAGGAAGUAUGGUGCAAGUGAAAAACACACUGCAGAACAAUGUGGAUACAUGGCUGUCUUCUGAUAUGCAAGACCAGUCUGCUGUCAGUGAGGGAGUCUCCAGUGAAGAGUUUGACCAGUUUUUGGAGGAUCGAGCAACAGACCAGAGUAAUCGUACGACUUGUGACACAUUGCCCUCCACCUCUAGACUGCCGGCGCAAUCGGCAAAGCAACAGGACAGAUCACAUGACCAGCUUUUUUCACUCUAGAUUUUGGAGGCAAGCGCUUGUCAUCAAACUGAGAAACAGUUUAGAGAAACCGUGUCCUCUGCAGUGGACAUUUGUCUUCGGUGUAUUUCUUUUGUUGGAAAAAAAUACCGUUUUACACAUCCACUGCAAAGGGCGCUGGUUUUCAGGAGUGUAUACCUACAUCACAUACAUUUUGAUUUCACCAAGCAGUACAGUUCAUUUCAGUUUGUCACAAUAUCAGACCUGCGCACAUGUUCUUAUUUUUCGUACUCUGCACGUAUUCUGAUCCUACACUUUGCUGCUCUUGCACACAUCGGCUACACCUAUUCGCUCCUACCCCUAAAACCCUCUUGCUUAGCGGGAACACGCGCUUCCCAAGAAACCUAACAUUGUGAUUGCUCGGCUAAUAGAACAGUAUUUCCUGUGUGUAUACAACUUGUUUGUUUCGGAUCAACAUUUGCAAUGACUAUUUAACUGUAUCGAUUAGUUCCAGCUGCAACAACACUCCCAGUUUCUCCUUAAUUAGUCCAUCUCCGCGAACGCCCGCUCCGAUUCCAGAUCAACAUUUUCAAUGAAAAUGGCUAUUCUACUGCAUCAAUCAGUUCCAGCUGCAAUAACACUCCCGUUAUCUCUUUAAUUAGCCCAUUUUUGCAAACGUCAUCUCAGUCUUUUGAUCAACAUUUGCAGUGUAAAUGGUUAUUCUACUGCAUCAAUUAGUCACAGCUGCAAUAAUACUGCAAGUCUCUCUUUAAUUACAAAUGUUGGCUUGCAACAUAAGAUGCUAACAAGCUAAAUAUUUGACGAGAGUUGUGUUGCACACAGAAUUGACGUUGCGACAUCAUGAACUCAACCUUGAAUACGCGCUUUAAAACACACCUAGAUAUAAGCUGCACCUACUUAAUUUUUGUACAAAUUUUAUUUUGUACAUACUGUAUAUUAAGUUAAAAAGUUAAAGUGCCAAUGAUUGUCACACACACACUAGGUGUGGCGAAAUUAUUCUCUGCAUUUGACCCAUCACCCUUGAUCACACCUUGGGAGGUGAGGGGAGCAGUGGGCUGCAGCGGUGGCCGCGCCCGGGAAUCAUUUUUGGUGAUUUAACCCCCAAUUCCAACCCUUGAUGCUGAGUGCCAAGCAGGGAGGUAAUGGAUCCCAUUUUUAUAGUCUUUGGUGUGACUCGGCCGGGGUUUGGACUCACAACCUAUUGGCCACACAAGUCUAUUAGCCACAGGGGUGGACAUUAAAACGUGAAAUAUUUACACAGGCGCUUGUGUUCAUUCCCAAAUGUAACAAAAGACAGUUCCUGUAAUGGCAUACAAUACCUUGCUGUCUUUGUCCGUGUCUACCUGUUUCUCCGUGUUAGGGCUGCUGGAGUCAUCGUCUUUGGUGUCAGAGUUGAGGGGACUUUGGGUUGCGUUGUCAGGUGCUUUCUCUGCCUCGUUUUUGCUUUCACUUUCGUCUUGAGGCGGGUUGCCUCAAGGCUUGUACCGUCUUCGGCAUGCAGUGGUUGGUGGUAGUGUAUUACAGUGCGACAGCCGCUUCCUUUUUCGAUGGCCAGGUCGGUCGCUUUCAGUUUAGGGGCUGUGUCUUGCGCAUUUUGCCGAGUCCUAUUGAGGGUAAGUGCAUAAUGCACUAAAUGUCUUACUGAAUGAUCAAGUGUUUGAGUUAAAGAGAACACAUUUAUUUGUUCGGCAAUUUCGUUGGUCUGAUGUGACAAGGCUAAAUUUAUUGGUGGACGUUUGAAGCUUGUGAACCCGGCAAAAUUCAGAUAUUAGCCGCAGCAUUGUAUAAAGCACAGUGUUCAAAACUUGGGAAAAAAGUAGUGGCUUACUAUAUAGUCUUUAUAUUACAAUAUUUCACUGAUAGGUUCUACAUAAACAGAGGUAUGGGAAAUCAAAGCAUGCCCAAUGGGAUGUUGUCUGUGACAAUGCAUUUCUAGUUUUGAUACACUUUAGACAUUGGAAAUGCCAAAAAAUGAAAACCAUACUAAUGUGAAGUGAACUGUAUUGCUUGGGAGGCAUCUAUACGCUUACAGUAAGACCUGCACUACACCUCUGAUAACUCUGCUGUUUAUUAUUUACUUUAUGUGCAUUGAAAAAAUGUACAUGGCUGUAUUUAUGGAUUGCAUUAUUAUAAUAUUGAUUUAAUUGUUAGUGUUUCCAGAUUGUUUGAAAUAGUUUAUCACCAUUGUUUGCCUUUGGAUCUAUACUGUAGUUUUUAUACAGGCAAAAUAAAUGGGUCAGUGUG
Messenger RNA from Nerophis lumbriciformis (worm pipefish), 3837 nucleotides. RefSeq names its product target of Myb1 membrane trafficking protein-like. Gene Ontology annotation, molecular function: ubiquitin binding; phosphatidylinositol binding; clathrin binding. Gene Ontology annotation, cellular component: endosome; membrane. The record is from RefSeq and is a predicted model, not a curated record. Gene Ontology annotation, biological process: signal transduction. Lineage: Eukaryota; Metazoa; Chordata; Actinopteri; Syngnathiformes; Syngnathidae.